Molecule: messenger RNA, 2559 nt
Organism: Linum trigynum
Lineage: Eukaryota; Viridiplantae; Streptophyta; Magnoliopsida; Malpighiales; Linaceae
Source: the annotation of a GenBank genome assembly
CUCGAUUCCAGCAGCUUGAGCCCGAAGAUAUACAGCAAAACAAAGGACCACUGCUGCUUUCUUCUCUCGUUGCGAUCUCGAUCAAUCUCGCUACUACUUUUAGGUCAGAAGGUUAGGUUCGUCCUAUUUCGCCAUCUUCUACAUUCGCUUUGGUUCUAGACUCUGGAUUUCUUGAUCGUACUUCUCGUAUUCGUUUCUGCUUCUUUGUUCUAUGAGUGUAUUUUGACGAAUUGAUUCUUUGCGGUGGGGUCGUGUCGGGUUGUUGACGAAUAGGUGCUGUGAUAUUGUGAGCGGAACUUUACCACUUCCAUUUUUGCCUGGAACCAUCACGUUAAUGUCUAGGUUUUUAGUCCUCCAUGGAUUAGUGAAUGAGCUUAAAGUUCUGUUCUUGACUGUAGUUUAGGCAGCAAUCGUAAUUUCAGAUCCUGCUUCAAUCAAAUAAUGAUGUCCGUCUUAUUGGAUGAACAUUGUGGGCAUUUUACUUUUAGAAUAACCUUGUGGUCAUUUCAUCGUUAGUUAAUCGGUGGACUGAAUUUCACUUUUGGACUGAAGAGGAUACUCUGGUGGUGCCUGGGUUGCUCUAAAAGUGAGACUCUGUGGCAUAUUUAAUGCUUGAAUUCGUCCUCUGUAGUUUCAGUGACUUAGGAUGCUUGCUUCACAUCCAGACUCUUGUUACCUAUAUUUUCUAGGAAUACUUAUUCCUUAAAUUGAUGAUAUGUUGCGCAUUUUCAGCUGCUAGAGUUGAAAUGAGUGUUUUGUUGAUGUGCUAUUGAUGGGAAGUCUUAAAGUAUGACGAGUUGUGAAUGUUCAAUCUAUUUCAUCUUUCAUGAGAUGGCUUGCACCAGCUUGACUUUAAUGAUUUAUUCUCUCCAUUGGGAGAUUUUCAUAUGGUUAUUUCGAAUUGUGCACAAGCCAUUUGCAGUUGCAGAUGUUUAUAUGUUCUUGCUCUACAGCCAGCCAGAGACCAUUUUACAUCUUGAGAUAAGUGGAACCCCUCAAGAUGUAAUACCUUAGUAAUUUCAAUUUGUGUUGAAAAGGUUUGGAAGAAGAAUUGAAGAUUUUAAUAUCGGUCAUUUCCAUGCCUCUGCAGUGAAACUGAUUUAUUGAAUUGAGACCAGAAAAUGAUCCCUUUAUUGUCAAAUGCUCCUCCAUCUGUUCACUCUUCUUACCUUGCUAGUCAGCAUGCGUAACUGAUGUCCUUUAUGCUACUUGCUGUAGUCAGUGUCCUUUUGUUGAUUUUCUUUUGACAUUUGGUGCAUUCUAAUAUGUGGAUAUGAAAUAACUCAACUAUCACUACAUAUUCAAGUUGCAAGCGAAGCAGUCAUGCAAAUUAACCAAAGAAACGAUGAUUUUAUUUAUUUGUUUUUCACAACAGGUUCUCUAGAGACAUGGAAGAUGUCAUUACAGAAAUCCCACCGCCUUCAAGAUUCUUUCAGGAAGAUCUGAAUAACUUUGCUCCUCCAUCGCAGCCUCUUCCGUCCCCUUUCCUCUUGUUCUCUGAUCCUAAAACUGAACCACUGCGCCCAUCUCUUCUGAUCAUUACAUUAUCGUCUCCAUCUUGCUAUCUCUUCCAUAAUAUGUGCAAUAAGAUUCUGAUCGGAAGCCUCAUACUACCAGAAAUCCCUUUCUCAGGCAACUCUAUCGAACCAACUCUUGCCGACAAGUGUUGCAAUAUCUAUGCGCUCAAUGAUGCUGCAAAUUCGACUCUGCUUGUCUCCCUCAAGUGUUCUGUGAGUGCUGAGAGGUCCAACAUAGUUGCAAAACUGCUUGUUGGUAACCAAAUCAUUCCCGAGAGGGUUCUGAUUUUGGGUUCAGUUCAGAGCCAGAAUUUCCGUGGGAAGCUAUCACCAGACGAGACUUAUGCAUUCAAGCUGGAGACAUUAGCAGAGAGAGGAAACGGGUCGGAAAGUGGAGCGUCAUCCUUACUGGAGGGAGUCGACUACUUUCCAUCCGGGAGCAUGGUUGAUGGCUUGGCAGCUGCACUAUUGACUCAAUGCCAGAUAAGGAACAUCAGAGGGACUCUGUGUGUUUCAUGGCCUGACCAUGGCAGUGCAGUUGUAGCUCUGGUUAGGUCACUGUUGCAGAAGAAGGUAUUGCAUGGAUUUGACCUGAGCUCAACAGCUGGCAUCGAAGACAAGCAUUCGAGGAAAACCCUGAUCAAGGAUCAUGCUUUUGAUUCCGAGCUCUACACUUGAUGCCCUAGGUUUGUUUUGCUUACCUGCGUUUCAGUUUGGCGACUACUGCCUAGAUGUGUUGAAAAUGUUGAGUUUUAGUGAAUCUUCCUGAAAAGUCGUUAAGAAAGCUUGCUAGGCAGAAGGAUCAUUCAUAGUAACGAGGAUAAUUUGUCAUGCCUCUGCUUUCGUAUGAACUAAUCCGAAGUCAGCAGUUUGGAACUGGCUUUUGAUCUUGUGUUACGCUGGUUCACAGUUUGGUUAAUCUCCUUUAUUUUUCUACUGUAGAUUACCCAUCUACUAUAACAGGAAAUUUAAACUUGUUGAUUCAAAGAUUGCUUCUAUUAGCACCUCUUUGGUGUCAUUCGAAUAUAAAACUUAUACGCGA